AUGGCCGACUCAGUUGAUCGCGUUUUCGUCCAUGCGCUCAACACCGUCAAGAAGAUCCCUAAGACGGGCGCCGCCCGCCCACCACCCAGCGACCGUAUGCGCCUCUAUGGCCUCUACAAACAAGCCAUGGAGGGGGACAUCGACGGCGUUAUGGAGCGGCCCAACGCCUACUCCGGACUCGCCGUCGACGAGCUGCGCCGCGAACAGGACAAGUGGGAUGCAUGGAAUGCCCAACGAGGACUCGGCCGGACCGAGGCCAAGCGCCGCUACAUUGAGAGCCUGAUCGAGACCAUGCACACUUAUGCCACAACACCUACCGCCAACGAGCUUGUUGCCGAACUCGAAUUUGUCUGGAACCAGAUCAAGGACAACCACAGCCCCAGUUCUUCUGGCUCUUUCCGGAAAGACACAUUAUACGGCAUGCCCCAGUCCCCACGACAGGACGAGUACUACGACACGCGAGACUACGUAGAUCGAGACCAGCGCGACCGCGAUCGCAAAUUUGACCGUGACCAUACCCGCGAUCAUGACCACGACCACGACCACGAGAACGAGCGGCAGCACCGGCGACCAAGCCUAGCAGCAACGGCGUCGGACGGCGGGCCCAUGAAAAUUUUGAGUCCUAUGAGCGAGGAAGACGAGGCCGAACGGGAGAACCGCAUACGCAUGAUCGAAGAAGAACUCGAGGCAGCAGCCUCCGCCGACGAUGGUGACGAAGAGGAAGAGGAUGAAGACGGUGGAAAUGCCGCAGCAAAAAGACGGCGGCGCGGUAUCACCACAGUUCACAACGGAAGCCAAUACGGUGCCGGUCCAGGAGGCAGCCGAGGGGGCAGUCAGAGGUCCGGUGCCGCGGCAGCGGCAGCCACUGCUGCUGGAGCAGACUCUGGUGAUGUGGCUAAACGUGGGAGCCAACGGUGGUCCAAAAUGAUGGAGCGCGCCAUGGUCAAGCUCUCGGCCGAGAUUGCAGCAUUGCGUGAACAAAUCACAUCAGGGCGGGAGUUCCGGUCUCGCCGCGAGAAGAGCCCCGUUGCCUGGUUUGGCUGGUUGGCCUGGGCGCUGUUCAAACAUGUCACCUUGGACCUCUUUGUCCUAGCUCUUGUACUGCUUUGGAUGCGUCGGCGGAAAGACCGGCGGUUGGAAGACCACGUCCGCGGUGCGUUGCGGGUGCUGCGCGAGUACAUCCGGAAGAUCUUACCAUCAAGGUGA
Sporothrix schenckii 1099-18 is the source of this 1206-nucleotide messenger RNA. Its product is annotated as Acyl CoA binding protein. Lineage: Eukaryota; Fungi; Ascomycota; Sordariomycetes; Ophiostomatales; Ophiostomataceae. The coding region runs from base 1 to 1206 and encodes 401 amino acids. Gene Ontology annotation, biological process: fatty acid metabolic process. The record is from RefSeq and is a predicted model, not a curated record. Gene Ontology annotation, molecular function: fatty-acyl-CoA binding. The transcript has 3 exons.